AUGACGCGCAUCAUCAUAAUACGAAAGCCGCGCUCUUCCUCUCCCACCACUUCGCCUUCAAUCCCUUCCUCCCCAGCUUCAUCCAGUACCGCCUCUUCGCCUUCUCAUACUCCCAUCACUAGAAGCGCCACCAAAACCCAAGUCCGACUGUAUCGCGGCUCGAAAGAAUGCCCCAUUUGCAAGGCGAUUAUCGUCAACCGCAACAAUGCACUAAAGCGUCACAUUGACAGACACGCGACACUCGCCGAACUCGAAACCACGAACUUCGAUCUCGAGCCCGACCGAAACGGGCUAUCUGAUGCCGACACAGCUCGCGCCCGCAAGAUGUGGCAGUCCAUCCCUGCCAGCAUCCGCAACUCUGGUGGUAUCUUCCAAGAUGGCCCUCUUGCUGGAAAGGGAGAAGUCGCCGGUAUGCCCGAGGUGUUCAUGGUAAAUGGCCGACUCAAGAAGAAGUUUAUGUGGAUUCGGAAGGACCUUGGUGGGCGAAUUGGACGACGACCUUUGAAGGCCUUGAAGGAUGGGAACUCUGGGGCUGCCGACUCACCGAACAAGUAA
Fusarium coffeatum is the source of this 555-nucleotide messenger RNA. RefSeq lists its product as uncharacterized. NCBI's taxonomy places the organism in Eukaryota, Fungi, Ascomycota, Sordariomycetes, Hypocreales, Nectriaceae. The transcript is spliced from 2 exons. The coding region runs from base 1 to 555 and encodes 184 amino acids. The record is from RefSeq and is a predicted model, not a curated record.